UAGUUGAUAGUAGACUGAGAAGAUAUUGCUUAAUAGGAUAUAUAGUAGGGUUUUACCUUCACCAUGGAGCUGGGGUUGGUUACCAUGUCGAGAGCAGCAUGGGUUGCAGCGAUUAUACCCAUUCUCAUUGCCUUGAUUCCUUCCUCUAAGCUUCGUUGCUUUCACGAAUUCCUGCUGGGUUUCGCUAAGAGAGGCAAGAUCAUGCAAUCUUCUAACAAUAAAUUUACUGUUCCUCGGAAAUUUUUCUGUCAUUUUUAUAUUCUUGCUAUUCUUUGGACCACUCUUCUGCUGGUUGCAAUGUCACUUUAUGCAUAUACGACUACAACAGUAAUCUCUGAGUCAUCACUUUUUUCUAGCAUUGUAAGCGAUUUGACGGGAGGCUCACACAUUCUUUCCCUGCAUACAUCAAAUUCAUCAAAGGAAAAUAGAAGCAAAGUUCUGCUAUCUGUCUUUCUGCUUUUACUAAUGGAAACCCAGGCAUUGCGACGUCUUUUUGAGUCAAUAUAUGAAUUUAAAUACAGUCCGUCUGCCAGAAUGCACAUUCUUGGCUACUUCGUGGGCUUAUUUUUCUACACAGCUGCUCCUUUAUCGCUUUGCUGCAAUUUUGCUCUGGAGGUUUUGGAAUUCAUAGCGAGUUUGGUCCAAGAGUUUAUUGCUAAAGGGAAAGAGAGAAUUCAAGUCGCCGAGUUUGAUUGGUGGGAAUUCGUAAACCCUCUGAUGCAACUAAGAUGGUAUGCAUGGGUUGGUGCAGCUAUUUUCUUUUGGGGUUGGAUUCAUCAGCACCAUUGCCAUGCUAUUUUGGAAAAAUUGCGGAAGAACAGAGAACAAUUCGAUGAUUACAUAAUCCCUCAUGGUGAUUGGUUUGAAUAUGUUUCGUCUCCACAUUAUCUGGCUGAGAUAGUUAUAUAUGGUGGUCUCGUGGUUGCAAGUGGAUGUUUGGAUUUCACAGUGUGGCUACUCCUCACUUUUGUGGUACUAGUUGGAAAAAAAAAACGCUUAUCCUUUACACAUUAA
Messenger RNA from Ipomoea nil (Japanese morning glory), 1014 nucleotides. Its product is annotated as polyprenol reductase 2-like. Gene Ontology annotation, biological process: polyprenol catabolic process; dolichol-linked oligosaccharide biosynthetic process. NCBI's taxonomy places the organism in Eukaryota, Viridiplantae, Streptophyta, Magnoliopsida, Solanales, Convolvulaceae. Gene Ontology annotation, molecular function: 3-oxo-5-alpha-steroid 4-dehydrogenase activity. Gene Ontology annotation, cellular component: endoplasmic reticulum. The transcript is spliced from 5 exons. The coding region runs from base 64 to 1014 and encodes 316 amino acids. The record is from RefSeq and is a predicted model, not a curated record.